UAGAAAGUGAGCUCCUGCUCCUCUCCUCUCUCUCUGUGUCGAAAUCUCUUUCCCAUCUACUAAGGAAGAAAAAACUUGACAAUAAAGCUUAUUAGAAUCCAUCCAAGAUCUCACUCACACUCAAACAAAAAACCAAAUGGGCAUCAUCGGACUCCUCAAAUUUGCUCUUUUAAGUAUUGAUUUUCUUGCCUGGCCUGUAAUUGCUCUGGGCUAUCCUCUGUUUUCUACCAUCAGGGCAAUUGAAACUACUUCACAAUAUCACUUGAAGAAGUUGGCCAAAUAUUGGACCCUUUUCGCAUUAAUUUCUCUGUUAGAAUUUGCUUUAGUGAAAAUCAUUGAGUGGAUACCAUUCUGGUCUAGCUUAAAACUCAUAGCUACCUUCUGGUUGGUGGUGCCUAGAUUUCGUGGUGCAUGCCAUGCCUACCGGAGACUUAUAAGUCUAUGCUUGUUAGUGGAUGUUCAUUCAGUUAUCGACAGGUGGUCUGUGGAUCUUCAAGCAGUUAUCGACAGGUUUUAUAAGGCGAAGGAGGAGAAACUGCGUAAGACAGAAGCUUUUGAGGAUGUAGUGGAGAAAUACAUCAAAGAGAAUGGAGCUGAAACUUUGGAAAAGCUUAUAGCAAGCAAGAUACAGUCGGAAAGCAAAGAACCUGAUAAUUCUCAGAGAAAUACCUCAGUUCCAGAACCAGAGGAGAAAAAUGCUGCAGCUACAUUAGAACAGCGGAAAGAACCUGAUGCUGUUCAAAACGAUAACGAAAUGUUACAAGUCAUAGAGAAGACUGCUUCAACUGAGCUGAAAGAACCUGAUGCUUUUCCAAAAGAUAUCAAAACGUCAGAAGCCACAGAGAAGACCGCUUCAACUGAGGCGAAACCGCUUCAGAAUGCAGAGCCAAGUACCAUUGCAUGGACUCCAAAGGAAACAGAUGCAGCAUCUGAGGUUAAAGAGAUGAAGGAAGUGCAGCAAGAGUGGAUCUGUGCUUUAUGCCAGGUGACGGCCACAAGUGAGAAAAUGUUAAACGACCAUCUGGGGGGUAGAAAACACAAGUCCAUGAUUGAGUCCCUGAGAAAAAGCAAGCUCGAUGCAGAAAGCACAGCCUCUUCACCUUCAGCAGCAGGUAAAUCAAGUCGGCGCAGUGCAAAGUCAGUGAAGGGCAAGAGUGAAGUAGGGGAAGGAUCCCAGCAAAAAUCUUGGAAGAAAACAGAAGAAAGAGUUCCGAAUCAGGUGCCUAGUGAUCAGCAGAACCAGGGCAAACCGAAGCAGAAUGGUGCUGCCAAUCAGCAAUUUCACGCAUGGUGUACGGUCUGUCAUGUGAAGUUGCUUAGUGAGAUUGAUUUAGCCUCUCACUUAAGAGGAAAACGGCACACAUCCAAUGUUCAAAACCUUUAAAGGUGUCGAUUCCUAAACAGGCAAGAGAUCACAUGAAUUAAUUGAUGCGUACAGUAAACUGUAAUCAGAGUGAAUGUGGAUUUUGAAAGUAGCAAGAUUGUACCAAGAUGUAAUGCCCUUCCAGCCAUAUGCAGAGUUCGAAGCAGCGGAGUGGAUUGUUUCACAAGGUGGUCUUAACAUAGAUUAAUAUGUUUAUCUGCAUAUGCCAUAAACUGAAAAAUGGAUUCCCUCCAGUUGUUUUGCAUGAGGUCUAAUUAGUUGUGAGAAUCGUGGUCACUUAAAAAUUCCAAGUAAUAAAAUCUAGAAAUUUGGGACAUAUACAUGACUGUAGGGACUGCAAUUGUAAUGUUGUCCAAAACUCAAUAGAUUCAACCGAUCAAAGUUUUGAGUUCA
Messenger RNA from Sesamum indicum (sesame), 1777 nucleotides. RefSeq lists its product as uncharacterized. Lineage: Eukaryota; Viridiplantae; Streptophyta; Magnoliopsida; Lamiales; Pedaliaceae. The record is from RefSeq and is a predicted model, not a curated record. Gene Ontology annotation, molecular function: zinc ion binding; nucleic acid binding.